AAACCUGAUCUUGUCAACAGGCAUACACACACAUACGCAAAUAUUUCCAUUCACAUGCACACACUUACUGUUAUGUACAGUCAGUUAUACAUACAAGAAUAGAUGGGUGUGUGCGUGCGAGUGUGUGUAUGUGUGUGUGUGUGAAGUUGAAGUUGGUCGUUCUUGGUAUCAGUUCAUUUUCAAUUUUCGGUUCGAGACGUUGUGUGCGUGUGCGUACGGAUUGUAAUAACAUACAUACUUGUUUACAUUAACACAUACAUCUUUGACAACAUCUCAAAUUAAAAAGAAACUACUUCAAAUGUAUUCCUUCUUGUGAGAGGCGACUUAUCAGUGCUUUCUGUGCCUUGUGAUCAAAUUAAAAAAGAAUGCCAUAUUUCACAAAAUACAAGAGACAGCUAUAAAUCUAUAUCAAAAUGAGCAGCAGCGCUUCGAUGGACAACACUUGCGAUCAGGACUACACCGAGUUUCUCAACGAAUACCUUUUGCAGACGAAUCUGCCCGGCAACGAGCCGGAAACCCAUUAUGAAGAUGGCGAAAUGGAAGCCGAAUGGUUAAUUUCAGCUGGAUAUCCCGAAUUGACAAAGCCCUUCGAGCGGGGCAUUGAGCUGCGCUCCACGGUGCUGGAGCCAGUUCUGGCGACACUCUCGAGGCCCCACGCUGAGGCGAUCAAGCAAAGGGUUCGAGCACUCAAUCAUACUGUGAGAGGACGCACCAAGAAUCGCUCGAAACGCAAACCCGACAUACGCGAUGUAUUUCGCGACUUUGAUGAGUCAAGCACGGGCACUCGAUCCCGCAGCGCAACGCCAGACUCGCUGGAUUCGGUGCACGGUGACGAUGUCUGGGGCAAUCCCUCAAUUCCGAGUUUCGUGAGCAUAUCGACGGAUCACAGUGCGACCAACUAUAACAAUGCCGGCGGCUAUCCAACGCUGAGCAAACACCUGAAGCAGAAGAUACGGCGUACGCCGAGUGCUCCACUCAAAUCGGCGACGUCCACGGAUAUAUUUCGUGGGUCGCAGGUGCGUUGCGAUAUACCCAUGUACUCAUCGGAGGGCAUCGAGCUGCUUGGCUUCUCAAAGAUUGGCACACUGCACAUGCCGCCGCGCAAUCGAUCCGGCUCGGAUCCGUCGUGUUCGAUUGGCCGGGUCUGUGGCCAAAAUAUGCAGGAUUCGCAGAGUGAGAAUAAUACGUCAUCGGGUGACUCCAGCGAUGAGUACCUACCAAAUACGGCUCGCAUCUCAACGACGCUUGCAUCGUCCCCUGAAAAGAUAUUACACAAAAUGAACCUGGAGACGCCGCAUCAGCAGAAGCAGCAGCAGAAAAUGGGUAACUCCUCGCCUUCGUCGCGAGACGGCAUCAGCUUUGAGAGCAUGUGCCGAGAAAAUUCUAGUCAGGAUGAUGGCGGCAUUGACACCGUGGACAGCAACGUUCUAGGAAUACAACAGGAAUACAACAACAGCAACUCCGACAUAAAUACCAUAAAUGAGACAGAUUUGAAGCGCUUGCAGCCGAUCUUCUGGCUGGAACUGGCCACCAUAUUCGAUCGCAAUCAAGUGCUGUUGGACAAACGGAAACCGUUCAAGCGACGUCGCAAGGAGGAGGGCAGCCUCUUCGGGGUGUCGCUGAAUGCGCUAAUUCGCCGCGAUCAGCAACUGUCCGGCAUGGACUCGACGCUGGUGCCCCAGUUUCUGGAGGGUCUGCUCGAGGAGCUCUCGAAGCGGGGCACACGAGAAGAGGGCAUUCUGCGUGUAGCUGGACAAAAACACAAGACUGAAUUAAUUUACAACGAAUUAGAAUCAAGUUUUUAUCAAAAGCCCGAAAAAUUCGCCCAAUUGCUGAGCAGCGCCAGCGUUCACGAGCUGAGUGCGCUGCUAAAGCGUUGGCUGCGCGAACUGCCCCAGCCACUGCUGACCAGUGAGCUCAUUCAGCUCUUUUAUCAGUGUCACACACUGCCGCCAACGGAUCAGAUGCGUGCCUUAUCCAUAUUGUGUCAGAUGCUGCCGCACGAGAAUCGCAACACUCUGCGCUCGAUAUUACGCUUCCUCAACUCGAUUAUCGACCUGAAGGAUAUUAACAAAAUGAAUUUGCAUAAUGUGUCCACGAUCAUUGCACCCUCGUUCUUUCCCCCACGCUAUAUCCAUCCGAUCGACAAGAAUAGCAUCGAGGAGCAGGUCAAAAUGGCAGCAUUAUGUUGUCGCCUCACAAACGUGCUAAUCACCAGAAGCGAGAGUCUCUUUCAGGUGCCCGACAAUUUGAUCACAGAAUCACGUAAUCAAACAGCGCGACAGGGCAAACGCGGACACCGGCGACCAAAUAAGCCAUCUCUAUUCAAUGCGAGGAUCGUAGUGCCGGGAACUUCGGGUAUUACGAGUCCUAGAAAUAAUGCCGAAAGCAACGAACACAGAAAUGUCACAACUAUUGUACGCAGUCCAUCCUUCAAUCCAAGUCAUGUGCACCGCUUCGUAGUCUAAGGCCAAUGCGUGCUAUUUCUAUUUUUGAUUUUUCUACAAUUUCACUAAUGUGUAUCAUAUCUCUUUGUGCUUGCAUUAGUAAUUAUACAAAACUUUGAUGAAAUUGUUUCAGUAAAUAAUGCGUACUAAAAACACACACUUUAAAUAUAAUUUUGGCCCAGACAUCGCUUACUUUCUAUUGUUAACUCUAAUUGUCACGAAAAUUAUUCACUUUUGUAUGUACAAAAUAAUUAUGGAUACUAUGUUGUUAUGCGAAUUGUAUUAUUUUUUCUAAAACUGUUAAAAGGGUGGGGAAGCAAUAAAAAACACAAACCAUUUGA
This is a messenger RNA of Drosophila grimshawi, 2788 nucleotides long. It is a transcript of the gene conu, whose product is annotated as rho GTPase-activating protein conundrum. Gene Ontology annotation, biological process: signal transduction; regulation of actin filament polymerization; regulation of small GTPase mediated signal transduction. Gene Ontology annotation, molecular function: GTPase activator activity. The transcript is spliced from 8 exons. The record is from RefSeq and is a predicted model, not a curated record. Gene Ontology annotation, cellular component: cytoplasm. The coding region runs from base 414 to 2468 and encodes 684 amino acids. Lineage: Eukaryota; Metazoa; Arthropoda; Insecta; Diptera; Drosophilidae.